CGGGUCUAGUGGUCCUAAACAUUUCACAAUUGCGCCACAGAACUGUUGAACUGUUAAGAACCACUGGACCCAGCGCGCGAGUCCGCGACACCGUCGGUUUGCCGAGCUGCGGAGAGAGGAGCCCCGACGCCCUUGGGACCGCCCGCGGACCCCGGGGGACCCGCCCCUGCGCCCGGAUCCCCGCCGGCCGAGCGCCCCCGGCCUUGCUGCAGCCACCCGGCCCCGACGCCGCCCCGGACGCCUCAGACGCCGCCGCCAGGCGCAACAGGGGAUCCCGGCCGCCGAGUCCAGCCCCGCCGCGUCCUCGCCGGCCCCGAGGUCCCCUCGUCCCGCGGGCCCCGCGUGGCGCCUUUUUAUGCCGCGCGUCCGCCCUCCCCGGCGCCGGAAUGCGCCCGCGCCGCGCUGGCCCGACCGGUUUUUCCGGGCGGGGCGGCUUCGGGCCCGCAGGUCCAGCGACAGAUCCUCCACGGCCCGGGACCUGCUCCGCGCGACCGCGCGGGGGUGGCCCUGACUCAGCGGCCGCCCCGCCCCGCCCGGCGCCCUCGCCCCCAGCGUCCGGCCUGGGCGCACUUGGCUCCCGGGGUCGGGGUGCCCGCGGGGCAGCGCCCGCACCGUCUGGUCUGGGCCUGGGGCUCUCAGGCGCACGGAGGGCCCGGGACUCCACCUUAGCCACGUCGGGGCCCAGGGCGGCCCGGGCAGGUGAGAACCAGGCCCGACAGGAGCCCAGGGCUGGGCCUGCCCCUCUGGGUGUGGGGGCGGCUGGACACACCCACCGCGGCCCCUCUCACUUCAAAGGGAACUUCGUGGGAGGGGGAAGGGGAGGGGGAAAGAGAAAGUGAAACUGGAGGGAGGGAGGGAGGAGACCGUCCAGCAGGUUUCUGCUUCUCAGACCCUGAACCCCAACGCGGCAGUCCACGGGGUGGGGGGGAGCCCGGUACCUGCCUCCUCAUUUCCCACGCGGGGGGAGGGGCGCCCUGCCCCCUCACGCAUCAGGAGCCUGCACCUCACUUCCCCGACACACAGCCCAGCCCGAACGAACGCCCUGGCGCAGCUGGCCCUGCCGGCCCUGCCCACUUAGUCACCUGGAGGUGUCGGGGCCUGACCAGGGGCACCUCCCAGGGACUCUGCUUCAGCAGAACACAGCAGUUGAGGGGAGGGCUCCGGCUCUAGGAAGUACAGAGGAGGAGGGGGAGGUGACCCGCUUAAGCACUUGCCCCAAGUCUGGAGCCACUGCUGUGCCUGUGCCGUGCUGGGCAGCAGGGCGCUGAUCAUUCAUUCCAGUGCAGGGCGGUGACACACCAUCCCACCGCCGCCCAGCCAGGAGCCCAGCGGCCUCUGUGCUUAGGGGCCAAGGUCGACCCCAGACCCGAACACAGCCACCAGACCUGAGGGACCCCUAGACAUUUCCACACGUGCUGUGUGUGGCUUAACUAUGGCAGCCACCCUGGAAAGGGAAUCGGAAAGGUUUUGUUAUUUCCAUUUUGCAGUUGGGGAAACUGAGGCCCAGGGAGGGACAGUGACUUCUGGAGAUUCCACAGCUCUUGGUGGUAGAGAGGGGACAACAGGCCUUGGCAUCUCUGCAUCUGUGGGUCUCAGGGCCUGUGUGUGGCAUCCCAGCAGCUGCGGCACGGAGGUGAAGGUAGAAGUAGGGACA
Messenger RNA from Callithrix jacchus (white-tufted-ear marmoset), 1654 nucleotides. RefSeq lists its product as uncharacterized. The record is from RefSeq and is a predicted model, not a curated record. Lineage: Eukaryota; Metazoa; Chordata; Mammalia; Primates; Cebidae.